Molecule: messenger RNA, 1914 nt
Organism: Scatophagus argus
Lineage: Eukaryota; Metazoa; Chordata; Actinopteri; Scatophagidae
Gene: fam177a1b
Exons: 5
Coding region: 25-768 (247 amino acids)
Source: RefSeq, a predicted model, not a curated record
GUAUGGACGUUACGCACGGUGGGGAUGCACGGCACUUCCGGGUGGAGAAGACGCCGCGUUGUGCUGGGCGCAGCAUCCAGAGAUACAAAGAAGAGGGCAGCAAUGGCCGAGAUAUCUCUGUAUCUCACUAGCGUUAAUGUGUCUAUAGGGCAGACCACGGAUGUGGAGCAGACUCGGAGUCCUAACCACGCUAAAGACUUUGAGAGUGUUGAACUGGGGGAGCAGGACAGGAGAGAGGAGCAGCAGCAGAGAGAGAAGGCUCCUCGCCGUAUCAUCCAUUUUUCCAGUGGGGAGACCAUGGAGGAGUACAGCACCGACGAGGAGGAGGCAGAGGACAAGGAGCCGGAGAGGAAAGACCUGCUGUCCUCCCCGGCUGAUGCGGUGAGGUCAAAGUUGACCUGGGGUCCAUACUUCUGGUUUCACAUGUGGAGAGCCGCCACGUCCACCAUCUCAGCCUGUGACUACCUGGGGGAGAGGAUGGCUUCUUUCUUUGGGAUAACAUCAGCCAAGUAUCAGUAUGCCAUUGAUGAAUACUACAGGAUGAAGAAAGAGAGGGAGGAAGAGAAAGAGGAAAACCGCCUGUCAGAAGAAGCAGAACGAUCCUUUGACCAGCUACAGUCUCCGAGAGAUGAUGAAGACGAAGCGAUCACCAUGACAGGCCAGCCAGAGGUGGCCGCCGCUCACCCUGACGUGACCUAUCAGAUCGAGAACGAAAGUCAGGCACCUGCGAGCGCCAUCACAGUCCCUUCCAUCAUCACCGCAACCUAACCUAAUCCACAGAAAUGGAUGUUUUGCACUUGUCUGUCUGUUUGUUAAAGAGGGAACUCUGUCUGUUUCACUGAGCACCAUUUGGUUUGUGUACGACACAGCUUUAGGUGGGCAGUGCUGCUGUAUUGUGGUUGAUUGACGAGGACAGUUACGGUGGAAUGACUCCUCUGACGACUCAGUGUCUCUCUGCAACAGCGUAGCAAAUGAUAAAGUAACUGCUGCGUAACGGAGCAACAUGUUUGGAUCUUUGGAUAUCCGGAAAUUCAGAAGUGUCUUAUGAAAAACACACAAUAUGAGCCAGAAAUGUUACAGUAUGUGUCAGUUUCUCUGCUAAUGCAUAGUUUGCAGAACCUUGUUGGCUUGAUAGUUAUUACAUCACGCAGCAGCUUGCAUUAUCAGUCGCUACAGCAACCUUCAAAAUUUGAACGUUUGCCGUGGAGUGAAGGUUAAAUGUUGGUCCCCUGUGCCUCAGACGGACCGGACACUGUGCCUAAAUCACCAAAUACACGCCAAGUCAGUGACAGAUCUGAAAGAUGCAUAUGUUUGAAAAUGUCUGAAAGCGUUUGAAGACACAAAAUAGCCUUUGAUUGGGAGAGUACACUCCAGCCUUUUCAAAUAUUUAAUGCAGCUUUUACAUCCAGAUCUGGUCAAACUGGUACAUUCUUGAUACACCUUGCUGCACUAAAGAGCUGUCCAUUUUAACACUCCCUCGUGUUUAUUUGAUCUCUGUGUGGUUUUUUUUUGUAUUAAUGCUUACUAAGCUGGCAUUGCACUGGAUGUCUGUGCAGCACUGAGCAGAUUUAGCCUUGGAUAUCAAGUCAUCUCUGGACCACGAUACUGACUGACGUUUUGUUAAAACAACAAUGAAAACGGGUGUAGGUCUUCUAUGUUGCUCUUAUUAUCUGCCUUAUCUGCUAUGGCCAUAAGCGUAGUAGAUGUGGUGUGUAUGCCUUUGAUAAUGGCAGGGAGCAUUGUUACACUAAGUCUGUAUAAAGACUUAACCUGACAUUUUUAACUGUUUUUAGUACAAUUUUUGAUAUUUGUGUAUUUAUUUUAGUGAACUGACAGAUCACUUAAUUUAAGCAUUUUUCUAUUGAUUUAGUAACACUGUAAUGAACUGUUAAUAAAAUCAUAAUUAUUGUUGUA